Messenger RNA from Stegastes partitus (bicolor damselfish), 1741 nucleotides. It is a transcript of the gene tyrp1b, whose product is annotated as tyrosinase-related protein 1b. Gene Ontology annotation, cellular component: melanosome. The record is from RefSeq and is a predicted model, not a curated record. The coding region runs from base 34 to 1635 and encodes 533 amino acids. Gene Ontology annotation, biological process: melanocyte differentiation; melanosome organization. Lineage: Eukaryota; Metazoa; Chordata; Actinopteri; Pomacentridae. Gene Ontology annotation, molecular function: oxidoreductase activity. The transcript is spliced from 9 exons.
GGGGGGCUACAGUUCUGCAAACAGAGGAGCAGCAUGCACAGUCAGAGCAUGUGGAGAGUGAGUCUCCUGGUGGUGACCUUGUGUGCCAGCCUGACGCUGGCCCAGUUCCCCCGGGAGUGUGUCACCCCUGCGGGGCUGCUGAGCGGCCAAUGCUGCCCCUCUCUGUCAGGGGUGGCAGGGGAUGAGUGUGGCUCCAGCACAGGACGAGGGCAGUGUGUGAGCAUCGCUGCCGACAACCGCCGCCAUGGACCUCAGUACCCUUAUGCCGGCCGUGACGACAGGGAGAGGUGGCCGCUGAGAUUUUUCAACCGCACUUGCCAGUGCAAUGGGAACUUCACUGGCUACAACUGUGGGCGAUGCAGACAUGGGAUGACCGGACCAAACUGUGAUCAGAGGAUAUCUGUGGUAAGGAGGAAUAUCAUGCAGAUGAGCACAGCUGACAAGCAGGCGUUUGUGAACGCUUUGGACCGAGCUAAGAGAACCAUCCACCCUGACCUGGUCAUCUGCACAAGAAGGUACCAGGAGGUGUUUGGGCCCGAUGGCAACACCCCACAGUUCGAGAACAUCACCAUUUACAACUACUUUGUCUGGAGCCACUACUACUCUGUCAGUAAGACAUACCUGGGGCCGGGACAGACCAGCUUUGGAGGCGUAGACUUCUCCCACGAGGGCCCAGGUUUCGUCACAUGGCAUCGUUUUCAUCUGCUGCAGCUGGAGAGGGACAUGCAGGACAUGCUAAGCGACCCCACCUUCGCCCUCCCCUACUGGAACUUUGCCAUCGGAGGCAGCGAGUGUGACAUCUGCACCGACGACCUGCUGGGAGCCAGGAGCUCAUUCGACAUGAACUCCAUCAGCACCAACUCCGUGUUCUCUCAGUGGAGGGUGAUCUGCGAGAGUGUGGAGGACUACGACACUUUGGGCACCAUCUGCAACAGUACAGAGAGCAGUCCCAUCAGGAGGAACCCUGCGGGCAACGUGGCUCGGCCCAUGGUGCAGAGACUCCCCGAGCCCAAGGAUGUUUUGGACUGUCUGGAGCUCAACACCUUCGACACCCCUCCUUACUACUCCACCUCCUCUGAGAGCUUCAGGAACACCAUUGAAGGCUACAGCGCCCCCCAGGGGAUGUAUGACCCAGUGAUCCGCAGCCUCCACAAUCUGGCCCACCUCUUCCUCAACGGGACAGGUGGACAGACUCACCUGUCGCCCAACGAUCCCAUCUUUGUUCUGCUGCACACCUUCACUGACGCAGUCUUCGACGAGUGGCUCCGCAGGCACCAACCAGGUGAAAUCGUUUACCCCGAGGAGAAUGCUCCUAUUGGACACAACCGCCGCUUCAACAUGGUUCCUUUCUGGCCUCCUGUCACCAAUGCUGAGAUGUUUGUCUCUGCCCCAGAAAACCUGGGAUACUCAUACGAGGUCCAGUGGCCAGCUCGUGCCUUCACCUUGUCUGAGAUCAUCACUGUGGCCGUUGUUGCUGCGGUGCUUGUGGUGGCUGUGGUGGGCGGUGUCAUUGCCUGCGCUGUGCGAGCUCGUUCCUACCGCUCGGCCGAGGCCUUGGAGCCGCUGCUGGGGGAAACUUUCCGACGCUACUCAGAGGAUGACCGCAGGUUGGACAAAUCCCAGUCUGUUGUGUAAACCCACUCUCUUCUAUUGAGGCCUUUAAACUGUCAUGCAUUUGUUUUGUGUUUCUUUUUUAUUCCCCCAUUUGCUCUAAUAAAAUUGAACUGGUUUGGAGCCCAGA